This is a messenger RNA of Erinaceus europaeus (western European hedgehog), 2157 nucleotides long. It is a transcript of the gene UTP6, whose product is annotated as UTP6 small subunit processome component. The coding region runs from base 126 to 1922 and encodes 598 amino acids. The record is from RefSeq and is a predicted model, not a curated record. Gene Ontology annotation, cellular component: Pwp2p-containing subcomplex of 90S preribosome; small-subunit processome. The transcript has 19 exons. Lineage: Eukaryota; Metazoa; Chordata; Mammalia; Eulipotyphla; Erinaceidae. Gene Ontology annotation, biological process: maturation of SSU-rRNA from tricistronic rRNA transcript (SSU-rRNA, 5.8S rRNA, LSU-rRNA). Gene Ontology annotation, molecular function: protein binding; snoRNA binding.
GUCUAGAGCGCACAGCUUGGAAGCGCGUGCGGUAGGCAAGGCCGAGUGUGGGAGUGGAGGGUACGCGCUACCUACACAGGUGGCGGCCCGGGCAACAGUGCGCUGGUUCGUGGCAUUGAGACCUCAUGGCGGAGAUUAUUCAGGAGCGAAUAGAAGAUCGACUCCCGGAAUUGGAGCAGCUGGAGCGCAUCGGCUUGUUCAGCCAUGCGGAAAUUAAGGCUAUCAUUAAGAAGGCUUCAGAUCUAGAAUAUAAAAUACAGCGGCGAGCUCUUUUUAAAGAAGAUUUUAUCAAUUAUGUACAAUAUGAAAUUAAUCUUUUGGAGCUGAUCCAGAGGAGAAGGACACGCAUUGGGUAUUCGUUUAAGAAGGAUGAGAUUGAGAAUUCUAUAGUGCAUCGGGUACAAGGUGUCUUUCAACGUGCUUCAGCAAAGUGGAAAGAUGAUGUUCAACUUUGGCUGUCCUAUAUAGUCUUCUGUAAGAAAUGGGCUAACAAAACUCAGCUUAGCAAGGUUUACUCUGCCAUGUUGGCCAUUCAUUCUAACAAACCAGCUUUAUGGAUUAUGGCAGCCAAAUGGGAAAUGGAAGAUCGCUUAUCUUCUGAAAGUGCAAGACAACUAUUCCUUCGGGCUCUGCGUUUCCAUCCGGAGUGCCAGAAACUUUACCAGGAAUAUUUUAGGAUGGAGCUGAUGCAUGCUGAGAAAUUGAGAAAGGAAAAAGAAGAAUUUGAAAAAGCCAAGAUGGAUGUGGCAAAUCUUGAUUAUCCUGAGGAAAUCCUGACAGGUGCAUUGGCUCGAAUCAUCUACAAAAAUUCUAUAAGCAAAAUUAAAGGUGCAGAAUUUCAUUUGUCGUUGCUUUCAAUUGCACAACUAUUUGAUUUUGCCAAAGAUCUGCAAAAAGAAAUUUAUGAUGACCUUCAGACUUUACAUACAGAUGAUCCCUUUACUUGGGACUAUGUGGCUCGGCGAGAAUUAGAGAUUGAGUCUCAGGCAGCAGGUGAGCAGCCUACAGCAAAACAAGCCAAAGCAGUGGAGUUGUGUCGGAGAGAAGAAAGAUGCUGUGCCGUGUAUGAAGAGGCAGUGAAGACUCUCUCCACAGAGGCUAUGUGGAAGUGUUACAUUAUCUUUUGCUUGGAACGGUUUGCUAAGAAGACCAGUAGUAAGUUCCUCAGAGAGAAGAGACUGGAAAGAACCAUGAUUGCAUUUAGGAAGGCACAUGAACUCAAACUUUUACCAGAAUUACAGUACAAGCAGUGGAUCCAGCUGUUACUGCAGCAUGACUUCUUAGAGGAGGCUUUGGAGGUAGCAGUAGCUGGGACCGAGUUAUUUAGAGAUUCUGUUAUGAUAUGGCAGAUGAAGUUGCAGGUGCUGAUUGACUCAGAAAGCCCUGAUGUAGGCAUGCUUUUUGAAGAAGCUUUUGUGCACCUGAAAACCCAGGGCUGUCUUCCAUUGUGGAUUUCUUGGGCAGAGUGGAGUGAAAGUGCCAAAAGCAAAGAAGACACUGAACAAGUCUUUAAGAAAGCUCUCUUAACUGUCACGGGUGCUGACUCUGUUACUCUUAAGGAGAAGUAUCUAGAUUGGGCUUAUCGAAGUGGUGGCUGCAAAAAGGCCAGAACUGUGUUUAAAAGUUUGCAGGAAAGUCGUCCAUUUUCAGUUGAUUUUUUCAGGAAAAUGAUCCAGUUUGAAAAGGAGCAAGAGUCAUCCAAGAUGGUGCACUUAAGAGAAUAUUAUGAGAGGGCUUUGAGAGAGUUCGGAUCUGUAGAUUCAGAUCUUUGGAUGGAUUACAUAAGAGAAGAAUUGGACCACCCCCUUGGUAGACCUGAAAACUGUGGACAGAUAUAUUGGCGAGCCAUGAAAAUGUUACAGGGCGAAUCAGCAGAGGCAUUUGUAACUAAACAUGCGAUGCAUCAGGCUGGCCAUUUGUGAAAAGAGGAAGAACACAGCCAAUUUUGAAAUUAUAUAAGCCCUCUGGGUACACUUGCAUUAUGAGGUCAUCUACAGAUGGCUGUCUGGUUUUUUGAGACAUGCCUAAUUAUGUUAAUGUAUUUAUCUUGAAUUCUAGAGAAGAGAACUGUUUUUUAGUGGCCAGAGGCAACUUGUUGAGGCUGGGACCCAUCAAAGGUCUUAAAUGACUUUCAAAAUAUAUGAAAAUCAUACAUCA